This is a messenger RNA of Capsaspora owczarzaki ATCC 30864, 1828 nucleotides long. RefSeq lists its product as hypothetical. The record is from RefSeq and is a predicted model, not a curated record. Gene Ontology annotation, molecular function: calcium ion binding; calcium-dependent phospholipid binding. Bases 52 to 1647 code for a protein of 531 amino acids. The transcript is spliced from 3 exons. NCBI's taxonomy places the organism in Eukaryota, Filasterea, Ministeriida, Capsasporidae. Gene Ontology annotation, cellular component: cytoplasm.
AUUUUUUCCAGUCCUUCAUUUUUUUUUUAAAAACAACAAAAGCACCACAAAAUGGCUUAUCCCGGCUACCCCCCUCAAGGCGGCUACCCACCGCAAGACAACAACUUUGGCUACCCUCCGUCGGGCGGCUUUGGCUACCCACCCCAGGGCGGCUUCGACCCCAACGCCAUGCCUCAGGCAAUGCCGUACGGUGGUCCCCCGCAGGGCUAUGGCACUCCGCCGCCCCAAGGCUACGGCGCACCUCCGCAGGGCUAUGGCGCACCUCCUCAGGGCUAUGGCGCCCCUCCUCAGGGUUAUGGGGGUUAUGGUGCUCCGCCGCAGGGAUACGGCGCACCUCCCCAGCAAGGCUACGGCGCACCUCCCCAGCAAGGCUACGGCGCACCUCCCCAACAGGGCUACGGCGCACCUCCGCCGCAACAGGGCUAUGGUCAGCCUCCCCAACAGGGCUAUGGUCAGCCUCCCCAACAAGGCUAUGGUCAGCCUCCUCAACAAGGCUACGGCCAGCACCCGCCCCAGCAGGGCUACGGCCAGCAGCCUCCUCAGCAGGGCUACCAGCAGCAAGGCCCUCCCCAGCCGGCUGGUCAGUCGUACGCACCUGCUCCGGCCGCAGCCCCGGCUCCCGCACCUGUUGCUGCCGCUGCUCCGGCGCCUGCCGCUGCUGCUGUCGCUGCCGCUCCCGCCGUCCCGGCCGCUCCAGUGUACACUGGCACGAUCGCCGCACGCACGCCUGGCUUUGACCCCGAGAAGGAUGCCGAGGUUUUGCGCAAGGCCAUGAAGGGCCUUGGCACGGACGAGGCCGCCAUCAUUGGCGUUCUCGGUGCCCGCGCCGCCCACGAGCGCAAGCGCAUCAUGAUUUCCUUCAAGCAAAUGUACGGCAAGGAUCUCAUCAAGGACCUCAAGAGCGAGCUCUCGGGCAACUUUGAGAAUGCCAUUCUGGCGCUCUUGCGCACCCGCGCCGAGUUUGACGCCUGGUCGCUCCGCAACGCCAUGAAGGGUGCCGGCACCAACGAGAACUGCCUGAUUGAGAUCAUGUGCACGCGCACCAACCAGGAGAUUGAGGAGAUCAAGCGCGAGUACAAGGCCAUGCACAACCGCGACCUCGAGAAGGACCUCGUGUCGGAGACCUCGGGCCACUUUAAGCGCCUCCUCGUCUCGAUGGCCACUGCUGCCCGCGACGAGUCGACCACCGUCGACAUGGACAAGGCUCGUGCCGAUGCUGCCGCUCUCUACGCUGCCGGCGAGGGCAAGUGGGGCACGGACGAGUCCAAGUUCAACCAAAUCCUCGCUGCGCGCUCCCCAGCGCAUCUGCGCGCCGUGUUUGACGAGUACCCGCGCACCUCGGGCUACGCCAUCGAGCGCUCGAUCGAGCGCGAGUUCUCGGGCGACAUUAAGAACGGUCUGCUCGCCGUUGUCAAGUCCAUCCGCAACCGCCCCGCGUACUUUGCCGAGCAGCUGUACAAGUCGAUGAAGGGCGCCGGUACCGACGAGACCACCCUCAUCCGCGUCGUCAUUUCCCGCUCUGAGGUCGAUCUCGUCCAGAUCAAGGAGGAAUUCUUGCGCACGUACAACAAGACGCUCGCCAAGAUGAUUUCGGACGAUAUUUCGGGCGAUUUCAAGCGCUGCAUGAUCAAGAUUGUUGGCAACUAGAAGCAAAAAAAAAAGAAGACAAAAGCAGCACUCUGCGAUGUGUGAACAAGAAAAAAAAAAAAAAGGCCCAUGCAAGCCACAGGGAAAAAAGUUUGUUGUCAAAAGAAAAGAAAAGCAAAAGCCACGAAAUGUGCAUUUUUGUGGGGUGUUUUGUUGUUAAAAUGAAUGGUUAUCUUCUCCA